This is a messenger RNA of Vigna radiata var. radiata (mung bean), 643 nucleotides long. RefSeq lists its product as uncharacterized. The record is from RefSeq and is a predicted model, not a curated record. The coding region runs from base 114 to 554 and encodes 146 amino acids. NCBI's taxonomy places the organism in Eukaryota, Viridiplantae, Streptophyta, Magnoliopsida, Fabales, Fabaceae. The transcript has 2 exons.
AUCAAACCGAACAAGGUUGCCUUUUCCAUUUCGAAUACCUCAACCACUGUUUUCUCCUAUUCACUUAUAACUUCAAACACAAAAACCAAUUCAUUAUUGCCUCAACUCUCACCAUGACAACUACUUCCUUCCUAAGCCUUCCUCCUCUCACUUCAAACCAACCUUCCAAACCUUCUCCACCUCAUCUUUCAUCGGUCAAAAACGAAACAUGUUGUUGGAAGAGACGAUGCGUUGUCAUGGGAGUGGCUUCCUACGUGAUUGGAGUAGAAAUGUGCAAUUCAAUCACACUGUCUCAUGAAAUGCUUCAAAUCACCACCUUCCCGAUUGCUCACCAACUAUCCAAUGUUUCUGACAGCGCCGCCAAAUGGAGCCAGAAAAGAACCUGCCCUCCUUGGCAAGGCAAUUCACUCGAAACCAUCGUGCCGGAGAAUCUUCCACGGCCCUCCGCACGCCGGCGAUACGAGGCCGUCCGUUCCUCCUCCAAGACUGCGCCGCCGCUCUCCGCCCCAACUAAACUUAUUCCAACCAACCACGGCAGUUGCUUCUCCAUGUGAAAUUCAACAUGCAAUAGCAAUCAUCACUUACUUGUACAUAACUAUUGUUUGUUAUUAAUAAUUGAUUCCCGUUUUACACGGAUUAAUUU